CCGCACAGCAGCAGCUCCGCCAGCGCCGGCACCUCGGGGAGCGGCGCUCCUGCAGGCACCGAAACUUCCUCCUUCGCUCGUGGCAGCCGCCCAGACAGGUUCUUUCUUUUUUUUUUUUUUUUUUUUGUUUUGUUUGUUUCUGUUUUUUUUUUUUUUUUUUUUGAACUUCCUCUCCUCGCUCGGUGCCCGCCUGCCCGCCGCCCUGGCGCACCUUUUACCGGCCCCGGCCAUGUACAGCAUGCUGGAGACGGAGAUCAAGGCGCCGCAGCCCACGCCGGGCAGCACCGGGGGCACCCCCGCUCCGGGGAGCACCGGCAAAGGCGGCGGCGGCGGCGGGGCCGGCAACGGAGCGGGAGCGGGCUCGGACCAGGACCGGGUGAAGCGGCCCAUGAACGCCUUCAUGGUGUGGUCCCGCGGGCAGCGGCGGAAGAUGGCCCAGGAGAACCCCAAGAUGCACAACUCGGAGAUCAGCAAGCGCCUCGGCGCCGACUGGAAGCUGCUGAGCGACGCCGAGAAGCGGCCCUUCAUCGACGAGGCCAAGCGGCUGCGGGCCGUGCACAUGAAGGAGUAUCCGGAUUACAAAUACCGGCCCCGGAGGAAGACCAAGACCUUGCUGAAGAAGGACAAAUACUCGCUGCCCGGUAACCUGCUGGCCCCGGGAGGGGGCAACGCGGUGAGCAGCCCCGUCGGGGUGGGGCAGAGGAUUGACACUUAUGCCCACAUGAACGGCUGGACCAACGGGGCUUACUCGCUGAUGCAAGACCAGCUGGGCUACAGCCAGCACCCGGGCAUGAACAGCCCGCAGCUGCAGCAGAUGCACCGCUACGACAUGACGGGCCUGCAGUACAGCCCCAUGAUGUCCACGGCGCAGACCUACAUGAACGCCGCCUCCACCUACAGCAUGUCCCCCGCCGCCUACGGCCAGCAGCCCUCCACGGCCAUGAGCCUGGGCUCCAUGGGCUCCGUGGUGAAAUCCGAGCCCAGCUCGCCGCCCCCGGCCAUCACUUCCCACUCGCAGAGGGCCUGCCUGGGAGACCUGCGGGAUAUGAUCAGCAUGUACCUGCCCCCCGGCGGGGAUGCCACAGACCCUUCCGCGCUGCAGGGCAGCAGGUUACACAGCGUGCACCAGCACUACCAGAGUGCCGGGACUGCCGUCAAUGGUACCGUACCACUAACUCACAUAUAGACUUGGCUGCUCCGGACGCCUCCCCGUCCUAAUCCCCAACCCCAGCACCGCUCCCUGACUACACCGGGACGUACGGCAGUGUUUCUCGGCUUAGCAGACUUAAUACUAACUCUGGAGAAAUUUUAAAAAGGAAAUCCGUUAGUUGUGUCCUUUUUUUUUUUUCUUUUUUUUUUUUUUUUUUUUUUUUUUU
Molecule: messenger RNA, 1376 nt
Organism: Melospiza melodia melodia
Lineage: Eukaryota; Metazoa; Chordata; Aves; Passeriformes; Passerellidae
Product: transcription factor SOX-3-like
Exons: 1
Coding region: 230-1186 (318 amino acids)
Biological process (GO): cell differentiation; positive regulation of transcription by RNA polymerase II; anatomical structure morphogenesis
Molecular function (GO): DNA-binding transcription factor activity, RNA polymerase II-specific; RNA polymerase II cis-regulatory region sequence-specific DNA binding
Source: RefSeq, a predicted model, not a curated record